Eruca vesicaria subsp. sativa (arugula) is the source of this 468-nucleotide messenger RNA. The record is from the annotation of a GenBank genome assembly. NCBI's taxonomy places the organism in Eukaryota, Viridiplantae, Streptophyta, Magnoliopsida, Brassicales, Brassicaceae.
ACGAGAUAAAGUAAUAAAGAGAAGUUCAAAUACAAAAAAAAAGGAUAGCGAUAUGGGGAACUGUGGAUUAAAUCCAAAAGUUUUGUCAGAAGCCGGAGCUCCGGCGCCAGAGGAGCUUAAUAUUUCACUAGAAGAUCCGAAGAUUGACGCUGCAAAAUCUCUUAUCAAUUUGUUCCUUCAAGACAAGGCAGAUAAGACUAUGAAAGAGGACUUGAAGACAACACCGGAAAAGAUACCGGUUACUGAAGAUCUGAUAACAGCUUUCGCUGACACAAAAACUCCAGUACUGAUGGGGCCAAAAGCUCCAGUUAUGCGUUUGCGGUCUUGAUCACAGUACGCUUUUUUUUCGUUUACCUUAAUGUUUGUUUUGGAUUUUUUGUUUACUUGCGAGUUAGUUCUCAUACCGAACUGCAAACACUAGAUUUGUCAUAUGAAUCGACACGCAUAUUUUCCUAACACACUGUCACU